UGGAGAAAACAAGGAAGAUGUUAAGAAAAAAAUUGCAAAUUUUAAGCGAUAGAAAUUGAAAUCUUACACGCUAUUAAGCAUUAUAAAAAGUAGUUCUAAUUUUACUACGAAGAAAAUAUUUUCAUGUUUGAACUUCGCAGUAAGCUCUACUUGCGCUGAACAGCUAUAUAAAAAUAUUGUAUCAAUUGCAUAAGUGUAUGAUUUACGACGUAAGAAAUUUUUUUAGAGAUGAAUCUUUACCACAAACUUUACAUUUACGUUAAGCUACGUGUUAGCAACACAGUAUCGGUGGAGGUAUUGGAAAGGCUGGCAAGAUUGGCCUUCUGAUACACAAGUUGGUGGGGAUAUACUUAGCAACAAAACUUCAUCUCUUUCGAGUCUCGUCAAUACUACUGUUGCAGUUUGGUGAGAGCAGUUGUGCUAAGAAUGAAGCAUUUAAUAUCAGGAAUCCUUCUCUGUGCAAUCGGCGUGUCAUUAGGCGAUGUCGAAUCGGACUUUAAGAAGGCAAAGAUCGAGCCUGACAUUAUAGACAAAGCACCAAUCGAAAAAAUCGAGGUAAAAUAUGGUGAUAAAGUAAUCGAUUUGGGAACGGAGCUGACGCCAACCGAAGCUCACGAGAUUCCUGAAAUACAUUACAAACACGAGGGUGGAGUUUUAUAUACACUUGUUAUGACGGAUCCCGAUGUGCCGAGAAGGGGAGGCUACAAUCGAGAGUUUCGACAUUGGCUCGUGGGCAAUAUACCGGAGGAAAAUAUAGCUAAAGGUGAAAUUUUAGCGGAAUACGUCGGCCCCGCCCCGCCGAAGAAUACGGGAAAGCACCGCUACGUGUUUCUCAUCUACAAACAGAAUCAGGGUGCCAUUACUUUUGACGAAAGAAGAUUGAGUACUUGGGACGGAAGUCAGCGGAAGAGGUUCUCCAUAAAGAAAUUUGCGGAAAAGUAUAAUUUGGAGGGUCCAAUCGCUGGUAACUUUAUGAUGGCGGAGUAUGAUGACAAUGUACCUGCUUAUCACAAGCAUUUGAAUCUUUGAUCAACUCGCACGUAUAUAUACGGAUUCAAUUCUUUCUUUUUUCAAAUAAGUAAAAGUAGAUACGUAGAUUUCAUAUAUUAGGUGUAGUAAAAAGUAAUCCAUUAUUUUUGCAUUAAAUUGAAGGCUUUAUUUAGCAUAGUUAGAAUGAUCCGAUUUAGGUCAAAUAUGCACCGUUUUGUUCGAUAACUUGUUGCCAUUUUGAAGGUAAUUUCAUAAUGCCUCUCUCAUAGAAACCCUCGUCCCUACUGGUAAAAAACUGGGACAGUCGAUUUUCACAAGCUUCUCUUGAGGCGAAUUUUUCACCAGCAAAAUUAUUCAUCAUAGACAGGAACAGGUAGUAAUCACUUGGCGCCAGGUCCGGACUAUAAGGUGGAUGCAUAAGAACCUCCCAACCAAGCUCCCGGAGCUUUUGGCGAGUCACUAUCGAUGUGUGUGGCCUGGCGUUGUCCUGAUGGAACACAAUUCCUCUUCUAUUGGCCAAAGCUGGCCGCUUCAGGGCGAUUGCUUCCUUUAGACGGUCCAAUUGUUGACAGUACAGGUCCGAAUUAAGAGUUUGGCCGUAGGGGAGCAGCUCAUAGUAGAUGAUUCCUUGCCAAUCCCACCAAACACACAGCAAAGCCUUCCUGGCCGUCAAUCCUGGCUUGGCCACCUUUUGCGCCGGCUCACUGCGAUUUGACCACGACCGUUUUCGCUUGACGUUGUCGUAAGUGAUCCACUUUUCAUUACCAGUAAUCAUCCGCUUCAGAAAUGGGUCGAUUUUGUUGCGAUUCAGCAGCGAUUCGCAGAUGGAAAUUCGGUCCAUGAGGUUUUUUUGCGUUAAUUCGUGUGGCACCCAUACAUCGAGCUUCUUUUGGAAUCCAGCCUUAUUUAAGUGGUUCCAAACGGUUUUUUGUGCAAUGUUUAGCUUCUGGGCAAUCGAAACAGUGCUUACAUGACGGUCGGACUCGACGAUUUCCAUUAUUUUAUCAACAUUUUCGACAAUUGGCCUUCCAGGGCGUGGUGCAUCUUUGACAUCAAAAUUACCGAAACGGAAUCGACGAAACCAAAAUUGUGCGUGAUUGGCUGUUACAGUAUCAGGACCAUAAACAUUAUUCACAUUUUUAGCCGCCUGGCUUGCGUUUUCACCUUUAUCGAAGAAAAACUGUAAAAUAUGACGUAUUUUCUCUUUGCUGGUGUCCAUCCUUGACGUGCGCUCAAACAAUACUGAGUCAAGCAAUCACAAAACUGUCUCAGAAGUUUUUUUAGUUCGAAAUCUUAUCUUUCUAACGCCAUAAAGCGUGACCCGAUCGCACUUAUACAACGCGAGAUACUAUAGCGGAUUACUAUAGCCAUCUAUUGGAAAAAUAAUGGAUUACUUUUUACUACACCUAAUAUUAUUUUAAAUCUUGCACUCUGACACUUUUUCUUUUGGAGUUAUAAGAAUAGUAUUGCAAAUUUGUGCCAUUAUUGAAUAUAAAGAGAAAAUAAAUACUAUGACUAUGA
Linepithema humile (Argentine ant) is the source of this 2511-nucleotide messenger RNA. RefSeq names its product protein D2-like. The record is from RefSeq and is a predicted model, not a curated record. NCBI's taxonomy places the organism in Eukaryota, Metazoa, Arthropoda, Insecta, Hymenoptera, Formicidae.